CUUGCAGCGCUGCUCGGGUGCGGUCGUUCCGCGCGCUGGUCCGCGUCACACCAUAGUUCCGUGUUAUCACUUGCUACGCAGCGUGCAGUCACUCGCUGCCCAGUGCCUUGCCUUUUGGCUUCCACAGUGACCGUUCCCAUGGAAUCUUAGCGUUAAAGAUAUUAAGCCAGUGGUUAAGCCUUUAUGAAUUAUUAACAGCGACUAUUUAUCGUGCCCAGGAAGGCAGCGACCUUGCCUCGAACACCUGGGACAGGUGCCACGCUGCCCCUGACGACGACUCCUAUGCCCGAGUGACCCUUGGACGGGACCAUCGGAGUUCAGGUUCCCCGCCCCCAGUGUUAGUGACGUGGGCGGCGCGGGCGUGGCACGGGCUGGCCGCCGUAUAAGGAGGCAGGGCAGGCGCCACGCAGCUGCUCUAACAUCAGGAUGCCGGCCAGCGUCUCGAGCGGCGGAGGGUCGAACGGCGCCUCCCCGAACUACGAGAACUACGGCAUUGUGUCGGCACAGUACUACGAGUCGGGUCCGCCGGCGUCCAAGUUGCAGCUCUCCACGGGAGAGGAUGGAGAGAUUUAUGAAACUGUGAAGGAAGAGGAGUGGCUCACCAGGAAGAAGGUGACGACGACCAAAGUCAAGAACAUCGAGACGAGGACGCAGCGGAAGGUCGUCCUCGAGGAUGGCGAGGUCGUGGAGGACUCGGGCCCGAUCGUGACCACGGACUGCAAGGAAGACACCGUCACGAACGAGGUCGUCGCGGAUGAGCACGUGACCCCCGAGGGACAAGAGGGCGGGGCCGACGAUCCUCCGGGCGAAGGCUGGGUGCAGGUGCCCGGGGCGGUGGUGGUGUCGGAGAAGACGGAGCACAUCGUCAACUCGCACCAGGUGGCCGAGAAUCGCAGGGAGGAGGAGGAGGUUACUCACUGCGGUGAUGUCACGAACCAGACGCACAUGAAAUCGUGA
Molecule: messenger RNA, 957 nt
Organism: Penaeus indicus
Lineage: Eukaryota; Metazoa; Arthropoda; Malacostraca; Decapoda; Penaeidae
Exons: 6
Coding region: 427-957 (176 amino acids)
Source: RefSeq, a predicted model, not a curated record